Molecule: messenger RNA, 689 nt
Organism: Chinchilla lanigera (long-tailed chinchilla)
Lineage: Eukaryota; Metazoa; Chordata; Mammalia; Rodentia; Chinchillidae
Exons: 7
Coding region: 1-669 (222 amino acids)
Source: RefSeq, a predicted model, not a curated record
AUGGACAAGAAAUCGUCUGAAUAUACAAGCAGCAAAAUACUAAAGGAGAAUAAAACACAGCAAGGUUCCCAAGCCCAAGGCCCACAGCAGACUCACACCUGUUUGAACUGUGUAGAUGAAGAGCACCUGCUGGGACAGAAGAUGCUGGAGAAUGUGGAGGAUCAGUUGUGUAAAGCGAGCGGCUGGGCAGAAUGGCCUCCAGAGCGCUCCAGCUCCACAGCUGAGUCUGUGUUUUGGACCUUCUCGGACUUCCUCAGAUGCCAGUCCUUCUCUGCUGUCCUUCGUCUCAGAGAGACUGCUCAUGGAGCCAGGCUUCUGCCACCUGCUUGCACUUCUUCAGGCUCAUCACUUCCCAGGGCAAAGGUGAAGCUGGAGGAAAUAGAGGUGGCAGUGAUACUAUGUGCAAGUCCCCCUGGUGGUCACUUUGAAAUCCAGAGUCUUCAGACUUUAGGCAAAGAAACUGAAACUGACAUUCGAUUCUUGACCUCAGGGCACAAAAAGGAUUGGAAGAUGCGGGUCCUUUCAUUGCUGUAUCUGGGCUACAAGAAUCAAAGAGCAAAAGGGAUGUUUUCCUCUGAGAACUGGCAGCACACAGAAGGAAGGAAAUGCCUAUUCCAAUUCAAGCAUGUUUUAAUCUCUGCAGAAGAAGAAAAAGGAGUUUUUGAGUAAAUCUCCAAAGGCUGGCGGAG